CACCGAUCGGGGUACGUCGCGAUCGUGGGCCGGCCAAACGCCGGGAAGAGCACGCUGCUCAACCAGCUCGUGGGCACCAAGCUCUCCAUCGUGACGUUCAAGCCGCAGACCACCCGCCACAGGAUCCUGGGCAUCGUAAGCGAGGACCACUACCAGAUGGUGCUGCUCGACACCCCCGGGGUGAUGAAAGAGGAGUUCAACAAGCUCGACGAGAUGAUGCUCAAGUCGGUCCGCAACGCGAUGGCCAACGCGGACGUGUUGCUGGCGAUCGUGGACGCGACGCGCGACCCGUACGGCGCCUUCGAGGGUCUCCUGCCCGAACAUCGCGCCAACCCUGCGCCUCUCGGCGUGAUAAUCAACAAGUGCGACUUGCUCCAGGUUGACGAGAUCCGCGAGGUUAAGGAGUACUUUGAGGGGAUCCCGGGGGUGGAGAGGGUGUUCCCGGUGAGCGCGCUCGCGGGGGUGGGCCACGACGCGGUGCGAGAGUGGGCGUUGACCCACCUCCCCGAGGGCCCGACGCUGUACCCCAAGGACACGAUCAGCGAACACCCGGAGCGAUUCUUCAUCGCGGAGAUUAUCCGCGAGAAGAUUUUUUUGCAGUACCAGCAGGAGGUGCCGUACAGCACGCAGGUGUGGGUGGAGUCGCACAAAGAGCGCGACGGGGUGAAGAAGGACUUGAUCCUCGCGAAGAUUUUCUGCGAGCGCAAGAGCCAGAUGGGCAUCUUGAUCGGAAAGGAGGGACGCGCGCUGAAGGAGCUGAGCACGGCGGCGAGGCUCGACAUUGAGAAGUUUUUGGGCAGGCCGGUGUUCCUCGACCUGGGCGUCAAGGUGAGGGAAGGUUGGAGGAGCGACGAGGGGUCGCUCGAGGACCUCGGC
Messenger RNA from Micromonas commoda, 876 nucleotides. RefSeq lists its product with no specific name. Lineage: Eukaryota; Viridiplantae; Chlorophyta; Mamiellophyceae; Mamiellales; Mamiellaceae. The record is from RefSeq and is a predicted model, not a curated record. Gene Ontology annotation, biological process: ribosomal small subunit assembly. The transcript has a single exon. Gene Ontology annotation, molecular function: rRNA binding; ribosomal small subunit binding; GTP binding. The annotation marks the transcript as partial.